Messenger RNA from Notodromas monacha, 813 nucleotides. The record is from the annotation of a GenBank genome assembly. NCBI's taxonomy places the organism in Eukaryota, Metazoa, Arthropoda, Ostracoda, Podocopida, Cyprididae.
AUGGGAAAGUAUAACCCACGUGAAUUGUUCGGCACUCCGUUCAGGAAAACACCCAGGGCAGAGUCGACAAAGGUUGAUCACGUUCACAAUAGAUGUCAAUGCAGCUGUAUCAGCAUUUUACAUAUUGUGGCAAUCCUUUUGAUUUUUAUGGGUUUGCUUGCUGCCAUUGCAAAAUUAUCACAGUACAAAAACUACAAACCACCAAAUAGGGACAGCUACUUGAAUUUGACUCUGAAGUCAGUUGCCAUGUUGGACUGGCAGGUGCAAUUUUGCAAGCAAGCAACAUAUUUGCUCAAGUGUGAUGAUGAUGUCUACAUCAACACAAACACAUUACAGGAGCUAGUGCACAACAUGCAGACUCAAGAAAUCAGUCCAGAUCUUAUUUUUGGCCAAGAAAUUGAGGACCACAGGCCUAUUUCAACUCAGAAAACACAAGAAAUGCUGAAAAUGGCAUUAAACCUCAACUUCUUCCCAUAUGAGGAUGUCUUCAUCACAGGAAUGGUUGCUUCAGCUUUGGACGCACUGGCGGCGCCGGCGCCACCACCACCACCAACACCGCCGCCACUGCUGCUGCUGUCAUGGCAGCUCAUGUCAGUCGGGAUUUUAUUGGGGGCUCUCAAAGUGUCACACUGUUCGCACGUGGACAGGGCCGGGUGGUUGAGGAACGUGCAUGUGGGACAAGACCAGUGCGGACCUUCUUCUUCGUCCACGGAAACAGCAACACUAGAUGACGCACGCUGCAGUUCGUCAGGCAUCGACACGGAGGCUGUCACACGAGAGCCUGGAGCUACAGCAGCUUUGCAUGAAAAAUAA